Helianthus annuus (common sunflower) is the source of this 2367-nucleotide messenger RNA. RefSeq names its product protein TIC 62, chloroplastic. Lineage: Eukaryota; Viridiplantae; Streptophyta; Magnoliopsida; Asterales; Asteraceae. The transcript is spliced from 15 exons. The record is from RefSeq and is a predicted model, not a curated record. Bases 100 to 2094 code for a protein of 664 amino acids.
UGAUGCCAUACAAACAAAUACAUAUCACUCGUUAGCGCCCUUUCUCUCUCUCACACAUACAACACACAGUCCGAAAUCAAACUUUGAUCGGAACUGUUAAUGGAGCUCCGGUCAAUUCAAUCGCCGGUUGUCAGCAGCAUACCUACAAAAGGCUCCAUUGAAAACCGCCAGCUCAUUUGUAACCGCCAGCUCAUAAGCUCGUUUGGUGCGAAGAAAGCUGUUCGAUCAAAUGCUGUGAAGUUUAAACCUAUUCGGUUCAACAUUCAAGCCUCAGGUGCAACAACAGUUGGUUUACAGCCUGCUGAAACGAAAACAAAAGAUGGCGAAAAAGACGAAAAUCUUGUUUUUGUUGCAGGAGCAACCGGAAAAGUUGGUUCACGAACAGUAAGGGAGCUUUUGAAAUUAGGAUUUAACGUUCGAGCUGGUGUACGAAGUACUCAAAGAGCAGAACCUUUGGUGAAGAGUGUGCAGCAGAUGAAGCUUGACGACGCGUUAUCCGAUGGAAGUCAGCCUAUAGAGAAGCUUCAGCUUGUGGAGUGUGAUUUGGAGAAACCAGAGCAAAUUAAGCCUGCAUUGGCCAAUGCUUCAACGGUUAUAUGUUGCAUUGGGGCGAGCGAGAAGGAAAUAUUUGAUGUUACCGGGCCCUACCGAAUCGACUUUCUAGCCACAAAAAACCUUAUUGAUGCAGCUGCUGCUGCAAAAGCGAAACACUUUUUUUUGGUUACUUCUUUGGGAACUAACAAGUUUGGAUUUCCUGCUGCUGUAUUGAAUUUGUUUUGGGGUGUCCUAUGUUGGAAAAGGAAGGCUGAAGAAGCACUGCUUGCUAGUGGGAUUCCUUACACUAUAGUGAGACCCGGAGGCAUGGAGCGUCCUACAGAUUCCUUCAAGGAAACACAUAAUCUUACCCUCUCUCCAGGAGAUACUUUAUUUGGUGGUCUAGUUUCGAAUUUACAGGUGGCAGAACUCCUUGCGUUUAUGGCUAAAAACCCCAAUCUUUCAUAUUGUAAAGUACUAGAAGUAGUUGCGGAAACAACAGCACCAUUGACCCCCAUGGGUGACCUCCUAACAAAAAUACCACCUCAACGCCCCAUACCUGUCCAACCUAAGGAACCGGAAGCUAUUAAAGAACCCGAACCUGUUCCUAAAAAAAGCACCAUAUCUGAGAGUUCAAGCAUUGCCACUGAAACACAACCCCAGUCAAAAACUGCUUCCGCAAGACCACUUUCCCCAUAUACCGUCUAUGAAGGUUUGAAACCCCCUACGUCUCCAAUUCCAUCGACACCUGGUAGCAAUAAGGCUGUGGUUGAAGCAGUAUCAGCUCCUCCUGCUGAUCCUGAAACUAGCACAAAAUCAGAAACAAUUACUGUUACAACUGAACCUGCACCAGUGGCUGCAGGGUUGCAGAAACCCAGACCUCUCUCUCCUUAUACUGCCUAUGAAGGCUUGAAACCUCCUUCAUCUCCAAUCCCAACGGCACCUGGUGGUAGUAAGGCUGUGGUUGAAGCAAAGGCUGUGGUUGAAGCAGUAUCAGCUCCUCCUGCUGAUCUUGAAACUAGCACAGAGUGGGAAUCAAUUACUAUUACAACCGAACCUGCACCAGUGGCUGCAGGAUUGCAGAAACCCAGACCUCUCUCUCCUUAUACAGCCUAUGAAGGUUUGAAACCCCCUUCAUCCCCAAUUCCAACGGCACCUGGCGGCAAUAAGGUUGUGGUUGAAGCAAAGGCUGUGGUUGAAGCAGUAUCAGCUCCUCCUGCUGAUCUUGAAAUUAGCACAGAAUCAGAAACAGUUACUAUUACAACUGAACCUGCACCGGUGGCUGCAGGAUUGCAGAAACCCAGACCUCUCUCUCCUUAUACCGCGUAUGAAAAUCUGAAGCCUCCUACAUCACCAUGUCCAAGUACCCCAUCAGUAUCACCACCGCCACCACCACCACCUUCCCUUGUAGAUAACGGGUCUCCUGUUGCUUCCACACCAGAAGACAAACCCGAAGACACCCCAGCUCACGCAUCAGUGAAACCUAGGCCACUUUCACCGUACCCCAUGUAUGAAAACUUGAAGCCUCCAAGUUCUCCUACUCCUUCCACUCCUCAAUGAAUGAUGAGUUUAAAACAAUGGCAUGGAUUCAUAUUUCUUUGGGUGCACUUUUUAAUGAUGGAAAUUGAUGCAAGGAGAUGUGAAAAGUAUAUAAAUAUGUAUAGUAGAUCCGGAAUGUAAAACAAACUUAGAGGCAUUAUUAGACAAACAACCGAAUUUCACCCCAUUUUUUCAUUGUAAUCUUGAAAUCGGUACAUGAUGCACAUACAUUUAUGGAUCAUUUCUUUCUCAAACUUCCAAUGGGGUAAUUGUAGGAAACUUUCUUUUAUCAGA